AACAAAAAUGAAGAAAAAUCUAAAAAUUGUAAUCAAAUCUUUAUUAUUCAUAGUCAUUAGUUGACAUAUAUAUAUUAAUCAUAUUAAGUAAUUCUGUAGUUUUUAUUUAAGAAAAUAAUACAUGCUUCUUAUAUUUUGGGUUAAUAUAAUGUUUCCUAAUAAUUGAAUCUGAACCAAUAUUUUUUUUAAUUGAAUCUUAAGCUGCUACGUAACCUAAAUUGACAUUAUAAUUAAGUGAUACUUAAGCAGUGUUUUUUUUUUAAUUAAUACAAACUUAAUGUUACAAUUUUUUAAAUGAUCAUCGAUUGAUAUAUAGGGAAUUAUUAUAAUAAUCAAGCCGACUUUAUGAGCUUUCUGGAGACAAAAAUCUGGAAAAAAAAAUUAAAAUUUCAUGAACACAUUAAAUCAACAUUUUCGUUGAUCGUUGGUUAUAACUUAUAACCAGAGCCCAAAAAAAGUUAAGUAUUGAUUGUUCGUAGACUUUGGAUGAAGUUUGUUUUUGUUUUUCAGCCUAAAAUUAAAAAAAAUAAGAGCUUUCUUGAACGAAAUCCAAACAUCAGAAUAUAUAAGUUUUUCUCUUAAAAUGUCUGCAAGUUUUUCUUUUGAAAAAAAAAGAAGUCUGUAAGUUGGCAUUUUUUUCUUCUUACAAAUGCUACUUUUUUCAUCGACCAUUGGCAAUGGCCGACAAAAAAAAUUCAACCAUUAGAUUAACUAAAUGUUAUUUUAUAGAGUGGCAAAAUGCUCAUACAAACUUAUACACAAAACCCUUAUUUUCAUAAUUGUGUGAAACAUUUGUAAUUAUAUGAAAUCAAAUAUAUUUAUAUUUUUUGUCAAUUAUUUUUUCUUUUAUUUUUUAAGUCAUUACUUUCUGUAAAAUACUGUUUAAAAAUAUUUUUUUGUAAAAUUUAGUUUAAUAAAUUCUUAACUCAAAAAAAGAUUUAUAAAAUAGUAUAUUAAAAUACAAAUACCAAACAAAUUUGUGUUUGAAAACUAAUAUCUACAUAAAAAUCAAAAACCAAAAAUUUAGAAACAAGAAACUAAAAGUCGACAACUAAAAUCCAAAAAAUAUGCAUUAGUGUACUACUUGUAUUUAUAUGAAAAUAAAUUUUCUAGGAUAAUUUGUUUGUGCUUCAAGAAAAAAGUGUUUCAAAAAAAGAGAAGAUAAUUUGUUUAGUUUUUUUCACCUCCCAAAAAGAAAAAAGACCAAAAGGGAUUUCACUACAAUGUAAAUAGACAUUUAUAUACAUAUAGUUAACUAAUCUAUUAUUAGAGUUUAGAGUUGAGUGGUGAAAUUUUGGGGAUGAGAAUAAUAAUUUAAAAGAAAAAAUAUUACAAAUUUCAAAAUAAAAAUUUUUAAAACAGUUUCAAAAACAUUUUCUAAUUUUAAAAUUUUGAAAAAUUGAAAAAUUGAAAAAAGAAAAUUCUAAAAAAAAUUAAUUUAUUAUUUAUAUAAUUCGAAAACUAUACACAAAAUUUCUUAUUUAUUUAAAUAAUUAUUUAUAUUUAUAAAGCCUUAACAUAAGAGUCUUUUGCCUCUUUGAUGAAACAUCUUUUAGUCUUUUUUUUAAUAGCUCUUUUAUUGAAAAAAAAUAAAAAUUAGUAUUCGAGAGAAUUGGUUUAUAUCAAGGGCAAUUUCUUAAUAGCAAACUUUUAGUUUUUGUUACCAAAAAAAGCUUAUGAAGAGUAAAAUGACCAAAAAAAUUUCAUCAAAGAGAUCAAAGAUUUUUUUACCCAUUGAUUUAUAGAUAUGUAAAUAUAAAUAACUAUUUAAAUAAAUAAUAAAAAGGGAUUUUUUUAUAGUUUCAAAUUAUAUAUUUUCAAAUUUAAACUUUUUAUAAGAAAUUUGUUUAUAAAAAUUCAGAAAAAAACUAUUGUAAAGAAUUUCUCAUAUAUCAAUCUCAAUAUAAAAAAACUCAAUAAUUAAUUAACAAUAAAAUACAAUACACGAUUCGACCACUUGUGUUUCUUUUCUUCUGGAAUUAGUCCAUCUUAACUAGAAGUAAAAAAUUAAUAAACAAAACAAACAAAUAAUAAUGAGCAUUGCUGUUACAAAAAUGCCAAUCAUGACUUUUGGCUUGCUCGUACGUUAUAUAAGAAUUGACAAAACCGAAGACCAAGAAGAAGAAAAAAAAAGUUAAACAAUGAGUUCUUCGUCUUCGUCUUCCUCUUCCUCUUCUUCUUGGUCUCGCAGUAAAUUUCUUGAUUCAGUAUUUAUGGUCGGACAAAAGGAAGUAACAAGAAUCUUGAUUCUGUUUCUUGGUUUGACUGCUUCAUACGUUUCAUGUCUUGUUUUAUACAAAACAGCUUAUCCUCUGCAACGACUUAACGUCAACAAUCUCAGUUCUCUUAACGCUUCUCCAUCUUCACAAUUGCCAAAUAUCAACUCAUCAGAGAUUUCUCAAGAAACAGCUAAACCAAUGAUCAGUUUCAAGGAGAUUUUGGAGAAUGCGUCGAAUGAGAACAAUACAGUGAUUAUAACGACACUGAAUCAAGCUUGGGCAGAACCAAACUCUUUGUUCGAUCUCUUCUUAGAGAGUUUUCGUAUCGGACAAGGAACACAACAACUGUUGAAACAUGUAGUAGUGGUUUGCUUGGAUCGCAAGGCGUUUGAACGAUGCUCACAACUUCAUACUAACUGUUACCAAAUUGAAACCUCAGAAACUGAUUUCUCCGGAGAGAAAGUUUACAACACUCCUGAUUAUCUCAAGAUGAUGUGGCGCAGAAUCGAGCUUCUUACACAAGUUCUCGAGAUGGGUUUUAACUUCAUAUUUACGGACGCAGACAUAAUGUGGCUUCGAGAUCCAUUUCCUCGGCUAUAUCCAGAUGGAGAUUUUCAAAUGGCAUGUGAUAGAUUCUUUGGAGAUCCUUUCGAUUCAAACAAUUGGGUCAAUGGUGGCUUCACAUACGUGAGAUCAAACAAUAGAAGCGUUGAGUUUUACAAACUCUGGCACAAAUCUCGUCUAGACUAUCCAGAGUUACACGACCAAGAUGUGUUCAAUAGAAUCAAGCACAAGCCUUUUAUCACUGAGAUUGGGAUUCAAAUGAGAUUCUUUGAUACCGUUUACUUUGGUGGGUUUUGUCAAACGAGCAGAGACAUCAACUUGGUAUGCACGAUGCAUGCAAAUUGUUGCAUCGGAUUAGAGAAGAAGCUUCAUGAUCUGAAUCUUGUUCUUGAUGAUUGGAGAAAGUAUCUGUCUUUGUCGGAACAUGUGCAGAACACGACUUGGAGUGCUCCUAUGAAGUGUUUGGAGGAUUAAGGAUAUGUUUAAUAUAGAUAUGGAUGAAAAUUGUAUAAAGAAUGAAGUGUCUUUAAGGACUCUAAUCUAAUCACAUUGGUUUUCUUUCUGA
Brassica rapa (field mustard) is the source of this 3348-nucleotide messenger RNA. RefSeq lists its product as uncharacterized. The record is from RefSeq and is a predicted model, not a curated record. Lineage: Eukaryota; Viridiplantae; Streptophyta; Magnoliopsida; Brassicales; Brassicaceae.